AUGACCAACAGAGUAACGCGGUCAGCCGCUGCCGCCACUACGAGUAACGACAGCAACGACCAGGCAUCCACAUCCCACGCUACUAUCACCGACACUGGUUCCCCCAUCCGACCACCCACUCGCAAACGCAAGGCGGCCGAAGCAAAUCAACCCCAGCCGAGCCGAAAGAGCAAGCGAGCGAAGGCUGGCAAUAACGAGCCGGAGCAGACCACGACGAUCACACAGCCACGGAAGCGUAAGACGAGGAGCUCGACUGCAGCGGACAUGUCCUCCGGUGCACCUUCUUCAUCUGGAGACACCUCGCCGAAUCAGCAAGUGCCACGUGAAAAGCGGAAGUCCAGUCGGAGAAAGUCAAAGGACGAACCAUCAGGCUCGACAUCAGCAUCAGGCUCUCGGCGGAAACACAAAGGCUCGCGAAAGGAUCAGGAUGUGCCGAUGAAGGACGGUGAGGAGAACAGUGAGGAACGAGGAGGAGAUGCUGAGAAUGGUCUUGGACGAUCGGACGCAGCAGGAGGCGCUGACGAAGGCCAUGAGUCAUCGUCGAGGAGGUAUGACGAGGAGGAGCGUGACGAGAUGGCGGCGAGGGGUCAUGAUCCGUUCACCAGCGGGUAUCUGAGCCGCUUUGGAGCUCACGCUGGGUUGUCUAGCAGCCUGCGUGCUCUCAGCGGCAUCAUGUCGGGUCAAAGUGGUCGGCUGCGCAACAUACUGGAGCAGCUCAAGACCAAGGAGGAUCCGUCGGUUCAAAUGAUCGCGCUGCAGGAGCUGUCAGAACUUCUAUUGGUCUCCAAUGAGGACAACCUGGCUGGUCACUUCCAGCCAGACUUGUACGUGAAGGAGCUUGUGGUCUUGAUGCAGCCGAACGAGUUCACUGGUGAGGAGAAUCCGGAGAUUAUGCUGCUGGCUUGCCGUUGCAUUGCCAACAUGAUGGAGGCUCUUCCUGCGGCAACAGCAAGCGUGGUCUACGGAGGUGCUGUACCGAUCUUGUGUCAGAAGCUGCUAGAGAUCCACUUUAUCGAUCUGGCCGAGCAGGCGCUCAGCACUCUCGAGAAGAUCUCUGUGGAAUUCCCAUCAUCUAUCGUCCGUGAGGGUGGCUUGACUGCCUGCUUGACCUACCUUGACUUCUUUGCGACCAGUACGCAACGUACAGCUGUCACCACAGCAGCGAACUGCUGUCGAAACAUCAACGAUGAAUCAUUCGCCACAGUCCGCGAUGUGAUGCCGAUUCUGCUCAGCACUUUAUCGAGUAGUGAUCAGAAAGUCGUAGAGCAGGCAUCGCUUUGCGUCUCAAGAAUCGUCGACAGCUUCAAGUACAAGGAAGACAGGCUUGAGGAGCUCGUCAGCACAGACUUACUCAAGGCUAUGCUGCGCCUUCUGCUACCGGGUUCAACGAACAUGAUCAGCCAGAAUGUGCAUACACAGUUCCUCCGUGUGCUGUCCCACACUGCGCGCUCCAGUCCACGCUUGUCAGUCGAGCUCCUGAAGAUGAACGUGGUCGAUACACUCUACCAGAUCCUCACAGGCGUAUCCGCCCCACCAAUUACGGACGACGCAGCUUCCAAGAUCGACAAGAACAUCAUCAUGCAAGCUAUAAUUCGCACACCACGUGAGCAGAUCUUCGAGACACUGAACGUGAUUUGCGAGCUCCUUCCGGCUAUCUCCCGCGACAGUCUGAACUUCAUGAAUGAUCUCUUUGACGCAGUCGAGACUCGUGGCCACAGACAUCCGCCGCCUGCACCAAACACUGCGCCCAACACUUCACCAAACGACAAGAAGCUUGAGCUGCUCAAAGGUUGCCCGAAUGAGGUCAAGCGGUUCGCCAUCAUUCUGUUUCCCACACUUAUGUACGCUUUCACAUCGACGGUCAAUCUGAAUGUGCGACAAAAGGUUCUCACGGCACAGCUCAAGAUGCUUUCGAACCUCGACGCGAAUAUCUUGGACCAAGCUCUUCAUGGGGUGUCGUACGCUUCGCAUCUGGCAUCAAUCUUGACGCAACAGGAGAAUGCAUCCCUCGUCACCUUUGCCUUGCAAGCAGCUGAGCUACUGUUGAAAAGACUGCAAAGUAUCUACAGACCGCAGUUCUACCGCGAGGGUGUGAUGGCGGAAAUCACUAAGAUCGCCGAGCGGCCACUGAAGGCGGAUGUGUCUGCUGUUGAGGCUAGUCAGGUCGAUAUCAUCACGGAGCAUCCACCUCAAAAGAUCGAGGAGAACGAUGACGAUGCGGACGAUCAUGAACGUGCUGAGGACGAAGCGGCCACGAUCGAAGUGGAUAUGGAUCACGCCGAGGAGGACGACGAGGUGGGCGAAGAUGACGAAGACGGGGACGAGAACGAAGAUGUCAAUGACGAAGACCAUGCGGAUGACGACGAGGACGAUGAAGAGGAUCGUCGGCGACGCCAGCAAUACGAUGAUUCGUCUUCGCCGAACAAAUCACGCCGUAUCACCGAUGUCGAGGACGUGAUCACACUCCGUGCUAAGCGUUUUAUGGAGGCGCACAGCAGCGAAGGCACACCUGAGAUGCGUGAAAAGGCUAGUCGGGUGCUGCAAGAUUUGCGCAACCUUACAGCGGAGCUCAAGAUGUGCUAUAGCGGCGUACAGAGCCAAGGCGGGACUGAGCUCUUCGGCAGGCUUGCGAAGUACUUCGAUGGUGAUGCUUUGGAAAGCAUAACUAGCUACGAGCUCAUGACGUCUGGCGUCGUUGACGUUCUCCUCGCCAUCUUCAACGACCCUGACACGCAAGCUGCAGCAGAGGCGAGAUCCGAUUUUUUGGAGGUCUUCAUGGCAACUAGCAUUCAUAGCAAGACUGCCGGCACAUCUACCACGCCCUUCAGCGUCUUCGUGCUGAAGCUGCAAGAUCUGCUCAGUCGAUCGGAGCAUUUUGAGGUCAUUACUGUUGAGCGCAAUUCAUGGGAGCACGGUGGUAGGAGCGCGGCGUCCAUGCUUGCCAAGCAGCUGCGGUUGAAGUUGCUCGCUGAUGAGGACUCUGGCAUACCACGUCCUUUCAACAAUAUCAUGGUCUCCAUCCAUGCCAUCGCUACCUUCAAAGCACUUGAUGACUACCUCCGCCCACGCAUCAGCAUGGCCGAGCGUCCACCGCGAUCAAGGCGCGAAGGAGGCCUGACGAGCGCCAUGGCUGCUUAUCAGGCCAUGAUGGCUGGUCGAGGUGCACCGCCUCCUGCUUUGCCGACACUAGGUAGCUCUUUGCCCACUAGGAGUGCGUCGAAGAAGCCACCUCGAAGCAAGUCUUCCAAAUCGGAGUCUGCAGUGGCGCAGGAGACACCUGAAGCUGAGGGUACGACCCGCCUUCGUAGGUCGUCGCGGAGACAUACCACUCAGCCUUCGUCUAUCGACUCUCUGGCGCCACCUGCUGUGCAGACUGAUCCUGAGCAGCCAGAGGAGGGGUCGCAGGACACUCUGGAAUGCGCAGACGAGGCUCAGCUCGAGGAUGAGGACGACGAAGAUAUGGAGGCUGAUCUUGAAGCACUUGUCGAUGAUCUGGAGGAGGGCGCUCUUGAAGAAGAUGCGCCAGAGCCGUCAGCAGUCAAUCUCGAGGUUGCCAAUUCCGGCAAGGUUACUGCACGCACGGAAGAUGGCACAAGCAUUGGCACACCAUCUCAAGGCACGCCGAAUCCUACGACCCAGCGCGAUCGCAUGUCAGCUGCCUAUCUUGCUCAAGCUCGUGAGAUGCUAUCUACGCCAACAUCGUCCGCGCGGCCCAACAUGUCCUUCGCGCAAGCACUGCAGAGUACCCCUCAAGACUGGCACAUUGAGUUCAGCAUCAACGAUCAACUUAUCUCUAGCGAGACGACUAUAUACCGUGCCUGCCAUUUCAACAAUUCCCUUGGCGAGGAGGUAUCUACACGCCCAAUCUGGUCCGCCACUCACACCAUCAAGUUUAAGAAGGUGCAAGGGCCGCCACCGGCUGAGCGUGCUGGUCUCACACCUCCGCCAGACUCGUCGGUGAACAUGGAGAACGGACUGCCACCGUCGCUCAACAAGCAUCCCAUCACGUCUGGUAUCCUGCGUCUUAUGAGCAUCCUGCACGAGCUCAACGCAAAUCUGGAAGACGUGCUGGCGGAGAACAAGAAUGCGGUCAAGCUCAACUCCGAACCACUGACACAGUUCGUCAACACCAAGCUCACCGCCAAGCUCAACCGUCAGCUCGAGGAGCCGCUCAUCGUGGCAAGCCAGUGCUUACCAAGCUGGAGUGAGGAUCUCGCACGCCUGUACCCAUUCCUGUUCCCAUUCGAGACGCGCCACCUCUUCCUGCAGUCCACCUCUUUCGGCUACGCUCGGUCGAUGUCACGCUGGCAAGGUUCGGGCAGCGAGAACGACUCCAGACACCGCCACCGCGACGAGCGGCCGUUCCUGGGUAGGCUGCAACGCCAAAAGGUGCGCAUCUCACGUAGUCGCAUCCUCGAAUCGGCUAUCAAGGUCAUGGAGCUCUAUGGCGGCUCACAGAGUAUCCUCGAGGUCGAGUACUUCGAGGAGGUCGGUACGGGUCUGGGCCCGACACUCGAAUUCUACUCGACUGUCUCGAAGGAGUUCUCGCGCAAGAAGACGAAGCUGUGGCGUGAGAAUGAGUCGGCUGAUAGUGGCGACUACGCUUUCGGUGCUCGUGGACUCUUCCCUGCGCCGAUGGAUCAGACUAUGGCGGAUAAUGAUAAUGGCAAGAAGGUGUUGGUGUUGUUCAAGAUCCUCGGCAAGUUCGUUGCUCGAUCCAUGAUGGACUCGCGCAUCAUCGACGUCUCCUUCAACCCUACCUUCUUCCGCAUCGGCGACGGCAAUGCUGCUGUAGCGCCAGCUUUAGGCGCCGUGGCGGCUGUGGACAAGGAUCUCGCCAAGUCGUUGAAAAUGCUGAAGAAGUACGCCAGCGCUAAGCAGCGGAUUGAGGACAACGACAGCCUCUCUCAAGAUCACAAGGAGCGCAAGAUCGCCGCCAUCCGCAUCAAUGAUGCUCUGAUCGACGACCUGGGUCUGGACUUUACAUUACCUGGCUACCCGCACAUCGAGCUUGUGCACCGCGGUAGCAGCCUGAACGUCACGAUCGAGAACGUCGGGAUGUACAUCAGCAAAGUUGUGGAGUUCACCCUCGGCUCCGGUGUACAACGUCAAAGCGAUGCCUUCCGUGCCGGUUUCAGCCAGGUGUUUCCUUACUCGGCUCUCAAGGCUUUUACGCCGGACGAGCUUGUCAUGCUGUUCGGUCGAGUGGAAGAGGAUUGGAGCCUGGAGACGUUGAUGGACUCGAUCAAGGCCGAUCAUGGGUAUAAUCUUGACAGCAAGAGCGUGAGGAAUUUGCUGCAGGUUAUGUCUGAGUUGUCGCCGCAGGCGAAGAGGGAUUUCUUGCAGUUUGUUACGGGGAGUCCGAAGUUGCCUAUCGGUGGUUUCAAAUCCCUCACGCCCAUGUUCACCGUCGUCUGCAAGCCCUCGGAACCUCCUUUUACGUCGGACGAUUAUCUGCCUAGUGUCAUGACUUGUGUUAAUUACCUCAAGAUGCCCGACUACACGGAUCUGAAGAUCUUGAAGGAUAAGCUGGGGUUUGCUAUUAGGGAGGGUCAGGGUGCUUUUCAUCUUUCUUAG
Messenger RNA from Recurvomyces mirabilis, 5577 nucleotides. It is a transcript of the gene UFD4, whose product is annotated as Ubiquitin fusion degradation protein 4. Gene Ontology annotation, biological process: proteasome-mediated ubiquitin-dependent protein catabolic process; protein polyubiquitination. Lineage: Eukaryota; Fungi; Ascomycota; Dothideomycetes; Mycosphaerellales; Teratosphaeriaceae. The record is from RefSeq and is a predicted model, not a curated record. The transcript has 2 exons. Gene Ontology annotation, cellular component: nuclear speck. The coding region runs from base 1 to 5577 and encodes 1858 amino acids. Gene Ontology annotation, molecular function: ubiquitin protein ligase activity.